CGUUGUAACAUUUACGUGACAGACGCGUAGGCAGUUGGUAAUAGCUGCUCUCGUUUCGGGAAUAUUCCACACACAAAAAAUAAAUAAGAAGUGCCAGUGCUUAAAAUAAAAAUUAUAUGAAAACAGUUUGCUUUUUGCCGUUAGCUUUCAAAUGAUAAAUAAAACACAAAAUCUAAACAAUAAAAACCACUCACUGCUUUUUUAAAUAUAUAUGAAAUCGAGUUGAAAAUUUAAAGAAGUCAGAAGUAAGAAAUAAAAAUGUGUAAUUUCACAAAUAGAAUUAUUUACUAAAUAAAGCUGCGAAAAUGUGCUCAGCAAACAUUUUAUAAAUCACACGACUCAAUUUUAAAACAAAAGGCGACCAUUAUAAGAAAAUUAUUUGAAAAAGUAAACCAAAGCCCACCAACACAACAUGCAGCCCAGCAAAUAUGUGGGCCUUGUGGCCGACUUGAUGCCCAACAUUCGUCUUAUGAAAUACUCGGGCUUAUUUAUGCACAAUUUCACCGGCGGUUCAGGUCUCUUCAAGAAGAUUUACUCGUCCAUACACUUGGUGCUGGUUCUGGUGCAAUUUCUGUUGAUACUGGUGAAUUUGGCGUUGAAUGCGGAGGAGGUGAAUGAGUUGUCCGGCAACACGAUUACGGUGCUCUUCUUCACACAUAGCAUAACGAAAUUCAUCUAUCUGGCUGUAAGUCAGAAGAACUUCUACAGAACAUUGAAUAUCUGGAAUCAGGUAAACUCGCAUCCAUUGUUCGCCGAGUCGGACGCACGCUACCAUGCGAUCGCCCUCGCCAAGAUGCGUAAACUAUUCACCUUGGUGAUGCUGACGACCGUCGCCUCGGCUGUGGCUUGGACUACCAUCACCUUCUUUGGCGAAAGUGUGAAGUUCGCCUUUGAGAAGGAGACGAAUUCGACCAUCACCGUAGAAAUCCCGCGUUUGCCCAUCAAGUCGUUCUAUCCAUGGAAUGCCGGUGCGGGCAUGUUUUAUAUUAUAAGCUUCGCUUUUCAGUGCUACUAUCUGCUUUUCUCCAUGGUGCAUGCGAACUUGUGUGAUGUACUUUUUUGCUCAUGGCUGAUUUUCGCCUGCGAACAGCUGCAACAUUUGAAAGGCAUUAUGAAGCCAUUAAUGGAGCUGUCAGCCUCACUGGACACCUAUCGGCCAAAUUCGGCGGCACUCUUUCGUUCAUUAUCCGCCAACUCGAAGUCGGAAUUAAUCAACAAUGAGGAGAAGGAACCCACUGAUCUGGACAUCAGCGGCGUCUAUAGCUCGAAAGCCGAUUGGGGUGCACAAUUUCGUGCGCCAUCGACUCUGCAAACCUUCAAUGGCAUGAACGGUACAAAUCCGAAUGGUUUGACAAGAAAGCAGGAAAUGAUGGUGCGCAGCGCCAUAAAGUACUGGGUCGAGCGACAUAAGCACGUGGUGCGAUUAGUUGCAGCAAUUGGUGACACUUAUGGCGGCGCUUUGUUGUUGCACAUGUUGACAUCCACCAUUAUGCUGACGUUGUUGGCAUAUCAGGCCACCAAAAUCACCGGCGUGAAUGUGUACGCUUUCACAACCAUCGGCUACUUGGGCUAUGCCUUGGCGCAGGUAUUUCACUUCUGCAUAUUUGGCAACCGGCUCAUUGAGGAGAGCUCAUCCGUUAUGGAGGCAGCCUAUUCGUGCCACUGGUAUGAUGGCUCCGAGGAGGCCAAGACUUUUGUUCAGAUCGUUUGCCAGCAGUGCCAAAAGGCGAUGUCCAUAUCGGGAGCGAAGUUCUUCACUGUCUCGCUGGACUUGUUUGCAUCGGUUCUUGGCGCUGUGGUCACCUACUUCAUGGUGCUGGUGCAAUUGAAGUAGAAAAAACUUACAACAACAACAAAAACAAAAACAACUCUCUGCACCCAUAUAAUAAGAUUAUAAAUUUUUAUUAUGACAACAACAACAAUAAACAGCGCAAAAAAUACAUCAAACCUACCCAGUCGCAGCGCGUGAGAGGCAACAUUCGCUAGAAUUAUCAGCAAAUUGGGUGCACCCAUCGGGCGUGUAAUAUUUACAAUAACAACUAUAAAACUAUGUUUAUGAAGCAGUAAAAAUAACGGAGAAAUUUGGCAACGUUAACUUUUGUCUGGCGGAGAAUUUGUUUUUAAAGGAAUUAACGCCAGUGCCUAUGUCAGGGUACAGAUUACAAAUACAUUACAUAUACUGAUGAGCAAAAUUUUAGCAUAAGGAACGGCUUUUUUUUGAUCGAGCUCCAAUUUCGCCAUGUUUAUUUUAUUUAUUUAUUUUUAUAUAUUUUCUUGUGAAAUUUUAAUAAUAACUUCAAAAAACUACAAAUAUUUAUAAAUGCACAUUAGGGUGUCCCUUAUUAUACAAGUUGAUUUUUUUAGCUAACGAAACUGAAGUGUCAAUUUUUGCCCUAAAACUACGCUCAAAAGUAAAAAAGUACUUUAUUUUUAAUUUAAACCGUGCCUAAAUACUUUUAUUUUUCCUAUUUAUAUAACGCAGGAUUUUUUGUUCUCUCACUUUCCCUCUAAUUGCUAAAUUUGCUAAAUAGUGCAGGUAUUUGGAAACAGCGGAGAGCAAAUCAUUUGUACUUAGAAGCAUAUAUUGAAAUAGUUAAGACCUCCACUUUAUCAACCUUUUCACUCAGAAAAAGGCCUUGAAGAUAGCUGACCGAAUAAAUGAGUGCCUUAUCUAAAAUUUUUGUCUUCUUAAAGGCUGUAAGUAGUUGGAAAGGCCUUAAGUUUUAAGAACUUCUUCAUUCUGCAACAAAAACAUUUUGGAACAUCGCUUUUUUCAGCUGUAAUUUCAAAAAAAUUUAUUUAUUUUAAUAUCUAUAAGCUUCCACUUAUAUUCAUAACUUUAAAGGUUGUUGAAGUAGUAGCCUACCCAUUUUUGUGACGGACAUAUCUGCCUUUUAACUAAGUUAAUACAAACAUUUUCUUAAAACUUUAUAUUUUGUGCUUUCGAUAAAGAUAACAGUAAGUUCAAAAGCUCGUUUAAGCUAUUCUCAGUCUCUAUAGAAAUUGCUACAAUUUCGCUCGUCAGUGUACGGCAAAUUAUAUAAAGUGACCAAGUCCUUGGAAAGCUUUUUUAAAAUGUCAGCAAAAUAACUUUGCAAAAUAGUUUGUACAAACAAUAUUAAUGAUUUUGUCCAGAUUUUCCAGUGAAUACCGUUAAUUUGAGAAUUUUAUGUGAGUCGCAUAUUUACAUACAUAUAUAUGUAUAUGUACCUUAAUAUUUAACUAAUAGUUUUAUAUAUUUUUAGAAAAUCGUUUUGAUGUUAUGCAGUUUUAUGAAACAAGCACAUUUUAUUUGUUAAAUAUAAAUUAUGUAACUAUGCCAUAAGUCACCGCAAAACACGCAUAGAACAAAUUUUCUUUAGUGAAGAGUACAAUAAAGGAAGUAGUGCAUCACUUGACUACAAAAA
Molecule: messenger RNA, 3407 nt
Organism: Bactrocera tryoni
Lineage: Eukaryota; Metazoa; Arthropoda; Insecta; Diptera; Tephritidae
Gene: Orco
Product: odorant receptor coreceptor
Exons: 8
Coding region: 413-1834 (473 amino acids)
Biological process (GO): sensory perception of smell; detection of chemical stimulus involved in sensory perception of smell
Cellular component (GO): plasma membrane
Molecular function (GO): odorant binding; olfactory receptor activity
Source: RefSeq, a predicted model, not a curated record